This is a messenger RNA of Melitaea cinxia (Glanville fritillary), 3532 nucleotides long. RefSeq lists its product as uncharacterized. The record is from RefSeq and is a predicted model, not a curated record. The transcript has 3 exons. Bases 394 to 2451 code for a protein of 685 amino acids. NCBI's taxonomy places the organism in Eukaryota, Metazoa, Arthropoda, Insecta, Lepidoptera, Nymphalidae.
AAUACGGCAUGAAUCUCGGAUUUCCCGCGCGCUGGCACGGAACCAGCCUCCGCGAAAACGCUCUCUAUUCCCGUCUAAUACUCGUGAAAAACACGUAAAAACGCAUUUAUUUCUGUAGCGAGCGGCCUCUAAAUUUAGGCCGUAUGGAAAGCAAUACGAGCGAUUUUGGUCGGGGCCGCGUUGUCUGUAUUUAGAUUAGACGGCGCGGACGCAGCGCGCGCGACUCGCCUCCGACCCCUGUUCUGAUAAGGCGCAUCGGCAGUGCAUCCAGCCCGCAGACCAGCCACCCACCGGUCACCGACCGUCCGCCCGCGUCCGUCAUCGUCCGCCAGUGUCCGUUACGGCCCGCGUCGGUGCGCGGUCUCGCGAGUGUUGUGUCUCACAGAUAUUUGGAUGUCGCAAAUGCUCCCCGAAGCCGGAGAAGUGAUGCGGCGCGCGGCGUGUGGGGACGUGUGUGCCGCGCCCGCCCCGCGCCCGCAGCGACCCUCCGCAUCAUCUGAAAAUAAGGAACUGCUGCGUCAACAGCUGCUUUCGGCGACCAAGGAACGAAACGUUGAAAAGUCCGAAUCCUCAAAAGUGAAGCACACCCGAAGCAGACAAAAAAAUCGAUGGAAGUUAAAAUUCCACCACCAAGCGUUGCCGCAAGAGUACCUUGACCACUACGAGCAGAGCCUGCAGAAGGCUAACAAGAAGAAGAUUCCAGAAAAACCAAAAGAUCAGAACGUUGACACCAAUGUCGCCAAUGAAACUUUCAAGAUUUGGGCGCAGAGACUAGCGGGAGUGCAGAAAGAGAUCGGUCCGCUCACCGUCCCUCAGGCGUCGGUUUUAAGCAUGGCGACCAGAAACAAAGAAGAAAAAAAGAAAAGGGCUCCGGCUAUCACGCCGAGCAAGAUUAUGACAUACGAUGACCUGCCGUAUAUGGGUGAGAUGACGCUGAACAACUCGAAACCCCGACGAGGCCGCAAACCAAAGAAGGCCGACAUAUGUCACCUCAUCUACGAGAACUACGGCACCGUUGUGCCGGGGCAACCGCCCCCUCAGGAGCGGCUCAACCAAACCAACGUGUGUCCGGUGUUCAGGAACACCGACCCGCCUCUCAUUACUCCCAAAACAGAUUUGCAGAAUAAAAUAAUAUCCAGUCUUCUCGAAAGAAAAUUAUCACAGGAACAGAAGAAGCGAUUAGAGAAUCCCUCUCCACCGAGAUUCUGUAGUCCCGACGAACCGAUGCCGGAAGCGCCGAUGACGACCGCCGGGCCCUUGCACAGUGAUGAUGAGCCGCUUAACCUCUGCAUUAGAGAUCUGCACGAUUUGAAACUACAGAUUCAAAAGAAGUUCGGCAAUAUUUACACAUCGACGCCCGAAGUUAAAGUUGAAAUUGACGACAAUUCAGAGCAGGAAAACGUAAAGAGCGAGCAACCUAACGCCAUCUCUGUCAUACAGAGGAACACGAACGUGCCUCCGACGGCCAGUAGCUCACCAGACCUCUCGCGAAAAUCGAAAAAUAUAUCGCCUGCUCUAUCGGAACCCGUGCUGUCUACUGUCAGUCCAGAUGAUGAGAAAUUUCCUGGCUACAUAUAUUGGCCAAACGCGGGCGUAUAUAUGCACCCUCUAGCUUUACAAACACAAUUGUUGUACUAUCAAAGGCUAGCAGCGUCGGGACAGCUACCUGAAGAUCGCGACAAACUAUCGACACCGGGAAGUGAGAGCGCGGCCGAUGCAUCUCCAGACGAAGGCAAGAAUAAGCUGGUGUUGAAACAAAUUACAGAGCUUCUAGACCCAAAAGUGAUAAAACAAGUCGAGGAAGGAAAGAGUCCAGAACUGAUGAAAAAGAGAGCGUCACCCAACCCCGCCCAGGGACCCGUUAAAAGAAAGCGAUCGGCUAUUUUCAUACCACCGAUGCCGACUAAAAACAGUUCCACGACGCCGACCACGGAAGUCAGUAUCUGCAAAUUCAAGUUCACCGGCGGUUCGAAACCUUCUCUGCAAGAAAAGAAAAUGUUAUCGGUGGACUCGGGAGGAAACUUCAGGUACUACAGCGGAACGGGCGGCAGGGGGAACAAGGGCUACGAGUACUUACAGAAAGAUCCCAACUUAGAGAGAGGCGCGGAAACCGUAGCUUCGAUGUCGACACCUAAAGCUGACGCUCAAAACGUAACGCUCAAAGAGGAUAUGAGUAAAAAGAAAAGAAAAUCCAGAAAGACUCUGCAGAGGGAGAAGUUAGAACAGACGUUUAAGGAAAAGGGCUUUUUGAUACAAACGCAGCAGUUACAGUCUGCGGAGGGCGCCACGUAUUGCAAGUUCCGGCAACUGCGCAAGUUCACGCGCUACCUUUUCCGAAGCUGGAAAGACUAUCUACCAGGCGAGCUGGACACGGACCCUCGAGACAGUGACCCUACCACUGACCUUCAGACGACGCCCUCAGGCGAGCCCACAGCUGGGGAGUGGACGUGAAACAUCUUACUUUGAAUAAAUAUUGUAUAAAGGCCAGCAACACAAUCGCAACUCAGAAGUUGCUAUGCCCGGGCGACGGUAGUUUGCUCCUUGUUACAAAAAUAUAUAAUAUUAUCGCCAAAGACUAUAAAGCUUUGCGAGCUGACUUGCAUUUAAUAAUCGGUAUAGAUUAAUUAGUUCGGAGUUUUCGUUCGCAUCCGUCCAGAUUUUAACAUAAAAUUCUUUCGGCGUCUAUUCUUGUAUGUAAUAGUUAAUAUAUUGUUGUGAUUGUUUUGUUGAAUGGGUGAUAUUUAUUAUUAAUAUUAACUGCUGUGCAGGUAGUGUUGCCAGGUUGUUGAGUAACACAAUUUUAUCAAACUUAUUGUGCCUAUCUACUAUAUUACUAACUAGUCAAAUGACACCUCUAACGUUAUGUAGAGUUCAGAUUUGUACAAAGAAGUUUUUAUACAUAUAUUUAAGGCUGAAUAGUUACAUUAAAUGUUUCGCCAAAAUCGAAGGAAUGUUUCGAUAUUAUAGUAACAUUAACUCCAAGAUUACAUUUAAUGUGUAGUGUGAUUCGGUUAAGAAUAACUUGUUUUAGUUUUGUUUGAAAUGUUUACUCACACUGUUCUUUGGACAUUACUGUUCGACUCAUUGGGAAUUUGUCCAAAAGUAGCGAACUAAAGACUUGUGCAAGAAGUUCCUUUAAAUACAGCGCAUUAUCAGUGAAUCAAUAUGGAAUGGCAUAAUAUGUAAUCUUUUAAUUGCAACACAGUUUGAAGAGUGAUUUUAUAAUCGAAUAGUUAAUAAAUACAUUUAAAUUAAAAAGUUGAAAAAGCUGUAUUAGAAGUCCCCGAAUUCGUGGAUCGAACGCUACUUUUGGACAAAGUUCCAAGACAUCGUCAAAUGUACAUAAAAUCGAGUUAUUCUAGUCACUGUUGUUAGUUAUUAAUAAUGUACAUAUGUAAUUUGUUAAAUAUAAAAUAAGACACAAUUUUGUACUCGAUAAACUUUAUUAAGAAAAAAAAAAGAAAACUCAAACAGUUCUGUGAUUACGAGAAAUGCAACAGGAAUGUAAGAGAACCAAUAAAUUAACCUGAUU